Molecule: messenger RNA, 969 nt
Organism: Penicillium nucicola
Lineage: Eukaryota; Fungi; Ascomycota; Eurotiomycetes; Eurotiales; Aspergillaceae
Product: oxidase ustYa family protein
Exons: 5
Coding region: 1-969 (322 amino acids)
Biological process (GO): mycotoxin biosynthetic process
Source: RefSeq, a predicted model, not a curated record
AUGGCUCAACAUAGCUCGAAAGAGAACCCCCGGGAGAAUCUUCGCCAAAGCUCUGACGUUUCAGAGCACCGAAAUCUCCUUGGCGCCUAUGAUCAGCUAGAAGACAAGAGCGAAGAGGAGUGGGUGGGAGAUGAACGCCUCCCUCGGCGGACUAGGAAGGUGAUUCCUCGACCGGCCACUGCCAAAGGAUGGGUGCUUCUUGGCUUUCUCGUGACAACCGUGAUGGGACUCGGUGCAGUUCUGGGCUUUUCCCUAAAGCGAGCUUCGACGUUGGAAUGUGUCCGGAUGAGUUCGAGUUACUCACCUCUGUUGGAGUCGGUCGAGUAUUACGAUCUUGAGUUUCAAGCAGAAUUAGGAGUACAAAAUGAGUACAAGGGACAUCCGCGUCCCGAGCUGGAUGCGAUGUGGAAUCGAAUCGGGAAAAUACAUCCUAUAUCCAUGCCACAGAAAUAUCUGGGUGUUCUCAACAAGACCGGAUCAGGCAUUUCGUAUUCCGAGGAGCAAGGGGGUGGGAUCAUGGUAGAGAUUGAAGUUUUCCACCAGCUUCAUUGCCUAAAUUUCCUUCGAAAGGUCAUCUACGCCGACUACUACACGCGGCCGGAGAACAUGCCAGCGGAGUUCAUGGUCGGUGAUGACCUUUUCUACAACCACAUUGACCACUGUAUCGACUUCCUCCGCCAGGUGCUGAUGUGUGCAGGAGACGUCACGCCGGUGACGUCCAACUGGGUUCUUACGCACCACAGCCCGCACCCGGACUUCAACACAAUGCACAAGUGCCGCAAUUUCGACAGGUUACUCGAGUUUGUAGAGGAGAACGACAAUGGUGGCGUCCCAAAACAAACUCCGAACCCUAGCUGGCGGCCGCCACCGGGCCUGGACAAAACCAUAUUUGACUACGAGCCGAAUUAUCCUAGUAUAUACCAUGGACCAGCGGUCAAUGACUCGGAUAGGUGGACUCAUAACCAUUAG